AUGACAUUUUCCAAGGUCUGCAGCUGUUGGAAGCUGCUCUACCAGUGGACUUCGUCUUGGGGGAAGAAGAACGCGGAGUCAGAUGGCAGUCACCCCCCGGCCCCUGACGAGACCUCGCACGCCAGGAAGCCCUCGGUGGUCUACACUUGCGGACCUUGCGGUGGCGCCGGCGGGAGCGAGAGGAACAUGGGUGCAGAUCCCGGCACUCGCAUCCUAAAGGUGAUGGUUCGCCAUGGGCUUGCCGUGGACGCCAUUAGAAUUCUGUACCGGCGCGACGGCCGCGACGAGUGGACCGACUGGUGGGGGGGAAGAGGAGGGCAACUUUCCGAGGUCGUUCUGGAUGAUGAACGCGAUGAAUACUUGGCAUGCGUAAGUGGUCGCUACGGCAUUUGCGGCGGCUACCUGGUGAUAAAGUCGCUGACUUUUGCCACCAACAAGAGGACGUAUGGGCCGUUCGGGGUGGAAGAUGGUGCUCCUUUCAAGUUGGAUGCAGGAGGUCAAAGGAUCGUGGGGUUCUUCGCCCGCGCUGGCCAAUUCCUCGACGCCAUCGGGGUUUAUACAGCUUGA
Molecule: messenger RNA, 567 nt
Organism: Musa acuminata AAA Group (dessert banana)
Lineage: Eukaryota; Viridiplantae; Streptophyta; Magnoliopsida; Zingiberales; Musaceae
Product: jacalin-related lectin 19-like
Exons: 3
Coding region: 1-567 (188 amino acids)
Molecular function (GO): carbohydrate binding
Source: RefSeq, a predicted model, not a curated record